AUGGCGCGAGGCGUGGCGUCGCGGGUGGUGCAACAGGCAGUGGAGCCGCGGCCGACGACGCUGGAGCUGGGCGUGGGCAUGGUGGUGGUGGCCGUGCUCGCCAAGCUCGCCAUGAUUUACGACGAGUCGAAGGAGACAGAGAGAGUGGCGCGGCGGGCACGGCGGUUUGCGGAGGAGCAGGAGGAACUGGAGGCGCUGAGUCGGGAGGAGUGGGAUGCGGUGAAGGCAGCGCGGCCUCAGACGACCUAUGAGAGCGCCUUGACUCGCUCAGGGGCACGCAUCCGCACGGGAUCAUGGCCGUCCAUGGUGGGUGGGGUUUGA
Messenger RNA from Closterium sp. Naga37s-1, 321 nucleotides. Lineage: Eukaryota; Viridiplantae; Streptophyta; Zygnematophyceae; Desmidiales; Closteriaceae. The record is from the annotation of a GenBank genome assembly.